Molecule: messenger RNA, 1245 nt
Organism: Salvia miltiorrhiza (redroot sage)
Lineage: Eukaryota; Viridiplantae; Streptophyta; Magnoliopsida; Lamiales; Lamiaceae
Product: NDR1/HIN1-like protein 13
Exons: 1
Coding region: 281-1063 (260 amino acids)
Cellular component (GO): plasma membrane
Source: RefSeq, a predicted model, not a curated record
UAGUAGUCUAGACUCUAGCAAUAGCUAAUAAAGGCAAUAAUCCAGCAAUAAACCCUGUAAAACAGUCACUAAUUGUAAUUAAUCAUAAUUACGCAUUAGUUAAGCAGUUCUUGUCGCCUUCUUCGCUCUCUCUCACACACACUAGUCACUCACACUUCAAAUCUUCCAUAUAUAUUCUUCUAAAACUUUCUUCUCUCUGUCUCUCUCUAAAAAACACUUUCUUCUCUCUCCACAUAUACACGCAAUAACAAAAAAAGAAAUUCAUAAUUUAGAGAAAGAGAUGAACGACAAAGUGUAUCCAUCAGCGAAGCCCGCUGCCAACGGCGGCGGCGGCGCUCCCACCGCGGCGAACGGCGAGGCGAACCCGGCGUUCCCGGCGAACAAGGCGCAGCUCUACAACUCCACGCGGCCGGCCUACCGCCCGCAGCCGCCGCCGAAGCGGGGCCACCGCCGCGGCUGCUGCUGCUCGUGCUGCCUCUGGUCGACUCUGGCGAUCCUCCUCCUCCUUUUCCUCGCCGCCAUCGCUGGCGCCGUGUUCUACGUUCUCUACCGCCCCCACCGCCCCUCCUUCGCCGUCAAUUCGCUCCAGCUCUCCAGAUUCAACCUCACCGACAACUCCAUCUCCUCGUCGUUCAACCUCUCCAUCACCGCGCGCAACCCUAACAAGAAGAUUGCCUUCUUCUACGAUACGAUUUCGGUGAAAUUUAUCUCCGGCGAUCUCGACAUUGCCGACGGAUCCUUCGCCGGCUUCGCGCAGGGGAAGAAGAACGUUACGACGUUGAGAAGCGUCGUUACGAGCUCGAGAAACCAAAUCUCCGACGGCGCCGACGCUUCGCAGCUGAAAUCAAGCUUGAAGAAUAAGAGCCUGCCGCUGAAGAUUCAACUGGAUACCAAAGUGAGGGUGAAAAUUGGGAAAAUCAAAACGAAGAAUCUCAAAAUUAGGGUUACCUGCGACGGAAUUAAGAUUUCGAUCCCCAGCGGUAAAACGGCGACGUCAGCGACAACUUCGCGCGUGAAAUGCAAGGUCGAUCCAAGGAUCAAGAUCAUCAAAUGGACAGUUUGAGCAGAAUUCUUGCUUAAGGUGUGAUUUUGUUUUUUGGGAAAAAAAAGUUUGUUUUUUUCUGUUUGAUCGUGUUAAUUUCUUUUUGGAUUAUUUUUGGAUUUGGUAUAUGAUUGCUGUUAGGAGGUUAAUUAGGACUUCUCAAAUUUUAAUUUGUGAUAUAUACAUAUUUUUCUUAGUUGUAA